AUGGUUUUUUCAUCAUCCGAGUGUAUCAUCUGGUUAACCGUAUUCACCACCGAGUUUGUUGCUAUAGUAACGGUGAAUCUCCUUGCCAUCAUUCUUUUUAUAAAGAACAGAAACCUUCGCACUCGCAGCAUGUACUUGGUUAUAAGCUUAACCGUGGCGGACAUGUUAGUUGGAGUCCUAUCCGUGGGUUAUGUUCAAUUUGAUUUCCUACAGGGAUGUCGCCUUAUAAAAUUGAAUUUGUCUCGGGAAGUUGAUUUUUCAUUGUCGCGUUUUUCUUUUUUCUUUCCUUUUGUCUCCCUAACAAACAUUGCUGUGAUUUCUUUAGAGCGAUUUCACGCCACGUUUCGUCCAUUUAGGCAUCGACUUAUCAAGAGUUGGGUCUACCUGGUGGCAAUUACUGCUGUCUGGGUUUUUCCUCUAAUUGUUUCAGUCAUUUGGUGGGUAGAGGUGCUUUCUUUGAUUGGAUAUCACCUUUACAUAAUAGGAUCCUACUGUCUUUUGUGUUUAAUUGUUACCUUUGUUUCUUACACGUCCAUUCUGUUUAAGUUUCGUUUUGGAGCUCAUCCUCAGCGCCAUUGUGCAUCUCUUUUAAGACAAAGAAAACUAACUGUCACAUUGUUUAUAACAACUUUAGUUUCUUUACUGUUGUGGCUGCCAUGCAAUAUUUAUAUUCUUGUUGCCUGGUCUUUGAAUUCCCUUUCUUUCAAAGAACUUUUUGAUUUGGAGUAUUCUUUGAGGUUUUUGUUUUAUGCAAACUCCCUUGUAAAUCCCAUUUUAUACACAAUCAGGAUGCCAGACUUUAAAAAAGCUCUGCUCUCAUUGUUCAGACGUCAUCAAAGAGAAAAUGUUGCUAUCCCGCUAAAUCAUUACUAA
This is a messenger RNA of Porites lobata, 873 nucleotides long. Lineage: Eukaryota; Metazoa; Cnidaria; Anthozoa; Scleractinia; Poritidae. The record is from the annotation of a GenBank genome assembly.